UGAGUCCGUCUCUUUUCGGGGGAAGCGGAACCAAAUCGCGGAACCCGGACGUUUUCCAUGUCAACACCCACUGUUUUGUUCCUUCUGCUUUUCAAACCAGGAAGAUGGAUCUGCUGUCGGUCAAAUGGAUUGUUAAUUUGCUAGUUUGUAGUUUUUUCCUCGGUGUCAGCUGUAAUUCAGUGGAAAAGAAGAUAUAUGUGCAUCUCAAUUACACCGUCCCGUGUGUGCGUCUGCUGAAUGCAACACAUCAAAUAGGCUGCCAGUCCCAGUUGUCAGGUAAUGUGGGCGUGCUCCAUGUGCUCGAGUCAGAGGAAAACUUGGACUGGGUCCUGCGCUCUGGUCCCAAUCCUCCUUAUCUGGUUAUCCUGGAGGCCCCGCUGUUUACCAGAUCCAUCAUGAUAAAACUGAAGAGCGGCUCCAGCAGAGUGGCUGGCGUUGCUGUUGUGGCGCCAAACACAAACCCGCUCGAGGGCUUCUCUCCGCACACCACCUGUCCCAACGAGAACACAGGCGUGUAUUCAGAGAACUACGAUCCAAUUUAUGCACAUUGUAACGUGACGAAGUGGAACCCUUUGGGAAACGGUCUGUCCUAUGAGGAGUUUGACUUCCCCAUCUUCUCUCUGAAAGACGACAACGACACUCAGGUCAUACGGCAGUGUUACAUGACACAUAACCGCGCUGUGAACGGCAGCAGCCCUCAGUACCCGCUGUGUGCUAUGCAGCUCUACUCCCACAUGUCCGCCGUCACCGACACGACCACCUGCAUGAGGAGGAAUGACAUCAACUUUAGCAUCAGCCCAGAAUGGGUUUGUGACCCACUGGGUGACUAUAAUGUUUGGGCCUCCACGAAGCCUCUCAACAACACGGCAAAGGGUCACAAGACCGGAGAGAGCGUGGUCAUCGCUGCAGCUCGGUUGGACAGCAGGUCCUUUUUCUUCGACAUCGCUCCUGGAGGAGAGAGUGGAGUCUCUGGGUUUGUCACUCUGCUUGCGGCUGCUCACGCUCUGAGAAAUGCCACCCAGGAGGCCCCACCUAACCGCACCAUCCUCUACACCUUCUUUCAAGGGGAAACCUUCGACUACAUUGGCAGUUCGAGGAUGGUGUAUGAUAUGGAGAACAAUAACUUUGCUGUGGACCUGGACAACGUUCACUCAGUCCUGGAGGUUGGACAGGUGGGGCUCCGUGCUGACUCCAAACUGUGGCUUCACUCUGAUCCAGUGUCCAGGAAGAACAGCAGUGUCAAUGAAGAGGUGAGGAAGCUCAUAGAAAACUUGCAGUCGGCUGCCACAGGUUUGAGCGUCUCAGUAGAUGAGCCGGGUGUCUCUCAGCCCCUCCCGCCCUCGUCCUUCCAGCGUUUCCUGCGAGCUCGGCCAAUCCCUGGCGUCAUUAUCGAGGAUCACAAGUCUGCAUUCACCAACAAGUUCUAUGAGAGCAUGUACGAUAAUGCGGAAUACCUGAACAUGUCUUACCCACCGAACCUGACGCCAGAGGAGCAGCUGGAGUUUCUCACUGAGACCGCUAAGGCUCUGACUGAGGUGGCCACCAUGGUGGCCCGGGCUCUGUUCAAACAGGCCGGAGGAGCCGACUCCCAGCUGACCAACAUUAAUGCAGACUCUCAAAUAGUGACCCGGAUGCUGUACGGUUUCCUUGUCCGGUCAAAUAACUCCUGGUUCCAGCAACUGAUCCCCUCUGACCUCAUGAGCCACCUGGUUGACAGGCCCACAAACUUCUACGUCGGCGUGCACCAGCAGCCCAGCGAGCCGACCCUCCUGGUGCAGCACCUGCUGGCCAACCUGACUGGAACCACCGUCAACGUGACCCAGGAAAACUGCCAGAACCAGAGAGAAGAUGAGAAGGACAAAGAGAACAAACAUAUGUACUACUACAUGUGGGUCCAAGGUGCUGCUCCUCCCAACAGCACAAAGAGGGAAGGUUUCUGCAUCCGCUCCACGGUCCGUCUCGCCAAAGCGCUGUCCCCGGCCUUCGACCUGCGGGAGUACACCUCCAAAGACUAUUCCACGUGGACAGAGUCCCGGUGGAAGUCCAUCAGCGGACGCAUAUUCCUGGUGGCGAGUCACGACCUGGAGAUGUUGACCCUCGGCGUGGGUGUGGCGGUGCUGCUAACAUCCCUCCUGCUGACGUACUUCAUGAGCUCGAAGGCCGACAUACUCUUCAGCUCGGGGAGGGAGCCCGCCAACGCCACCUACUGAUCCAGACUGAGGGGACGCCAGCCCACGACCACUACUACUACUAUUACUACAACUACUACUUCUAUCCCACCCAGACAUGGACAGGGGCUUUUCUUUAAAAACACACCACAAGUAGGUACACGGACCGGUUAGACACAGCAGCAGCCACAUCAGAGGCUUUUUUUUUUUUUUAUAAUACAACGACGACUCCAUGUUUAUGGACUCACUGAGGUGAGGCGUGACAUGAGGACUGGACUGGACUGGAUUGGCCUGGAUGGAUCUGGACUCAUCAGGGUCAGAACACACUGGUCAGGCACCAGCAGGCCCUGUCAGUGCAAAAGAUGUUUAUAUUUCUUUUGUUUUAGGUUUUUGUUUUCCCUUUUUAUUGUUAAAGAAUGUUUUGUUUACUGUGUCAUGGGAUAGGCACUAAACAUGAGCAUUAUUUUGAGCGUGUGUGUAUGAUUGUGAAUAUGUACAUUUGACUGAGUGUGAUUCAGUGUGUACGGACCGGUAUGAGUGUGUGAACUUUGUAUGAAGAUUGCGAUGGUAUGUGCAAUACUGUCUUCUCUGUAAAUGUAGUUAACUUAUCAAUCAGUUCUAAUAAGAAGAAACCACUUUUUGAGUCAUUGAACAAGUAGUUGAAAUUUAAAUUUAAGGUUUUGCAAAAUCCGGAAACGUGUGGUGAAGUAUUUUGAUAAGUUUUAGGUUCUGGGAUGUUGACGACAACCCUAAAUAUUUAUAUUGUUCAGUCCCAGUACACAUAUGACUACAUGUGUAUGUAGUUGUAGACCCACUGCAAUUUCACAUAUUGUGAUAUUUGUGUGGAGAAGAAGAAUUUCCCCAAGGAGUCCGGCGCGGCUGGCAAACACUUUAUUUCAUAUCGAUCAGCUGCCAAAAAAAAUGAAAAAUCCAGUCUGAAAAUCUUCUCAAAAUGCGCUGGUACUCUGGUUGUGCACUCUUUUUGGUUCGUACCUUUUUCACAAGGUUUCUUUGAAUGAUAACUUCUAAAAAUAAAAAAAAAUUGUGUCAACACGCAGGAAGGUUUUAAUUUUGUUGUAAUGUAACGGCUGGAAUCAAUGACCAAUUGUGAUGCCUUGAUGAAGAAAUAAACAUUGCUUCUUUUCCA
Centropristis striata (black sea bass) is the source of this 3315-nucleotide messenger RNA. RefSeq names its product nicastrin (gene ncstn). Gene Ontology annotation, biological process: Notch receptor processing; protein processing. The record is from RefSeq and is a predicted model, not a curated record. The transcript is spliced from 17 exons. Gene Ontology annotation, cellular component: membrane. Bases 105 to 2210 code for a protein of 701 amino acids. Lineage: Eukaryota; Metazoa; Chordata; Actinopteri; Perciformes; Serranidae.